CGCCCCGCCCCCGCCCCCGCCCUCCGCCGCCGCUCCCCCGCGUUGCGUUGCCACCAAACCCGCCGCCGGCCGCCGAAGCAGCUAGCUAGCUCGCCCGCUCGCCCCGGGAGGACCGGAUCGCCCUCCUCCCCGCCGCCGCGCCCGAUCCGGCCGCGGCCCGCUUUUCCGUCCCAGAUCUUACCGGCGUCCGGCCCUCUCUCUGUUCCCUGUCCGUCUCGAUCCCCAAAUCCGUCGCCCCGCGCGCGUCAGUCCAGUCUCCGAUCCCCCUCCGCUCCGCUGGUACUGGACUGGCGUGGAGCGGAUAAGAUCCGUCCCGUCCGGACGCGGUUCCCGUCGCUGGCAGAGGCUGUGCGAAGGUGGUGUUGGAUUAAUUUACUGUCUGGCUAAUUAUGCUGCCCACUUAUGACUUUUGCUUCUGUUUGCCCACGUCACUCCUUAUCACUCAUUGUCAGUGAUCUUUAAAUAGUUCCCACCUCAACUACAAAAGAAGCAGCUAUGCGGCUUUCUUCUUCUCUUCAAGAUUUGCCAACUUUCUCCAGAAUUGAAACUUUAGAAAGGGGCUCUAGCAUUGGUGGUGAUCUGAGCUCAGGGCAUGCGAAGCCUGUCCGCACGCUUCAAAGAGAAGGUCCUGUAGCAAGCUUUUCCAAAGAGAGAACGCCCCCAUCGUCACCAACAAAUCGAAAGAAAUGGAUGAGAACAGUUGCUUGGGCUGUUGGUCUGAUCCUAUUGGUGUGCUUCAUAUAUGCUUCUUUGAGAUAUUUCCAUGUCUUUCUCUCAGAAGGUAGCUCUGAAUACUAUGUGAUUCUUGAUUGUGGCAGCACUGGUACAAGAGUGUAUGUUUACGAGUGGUCCAUCAAUCAUAAUGAUGGAAAUUCAUUUCCUAUUGCUUUGAAACCUUUAGGAAAUGCUCCUAAGAAAAAAUCUGGUAAAUUAAUCGGGCGUGCCUAUCAACGAAUGGAAACUGAACCUGGGUUGAGCAAGCUUGUUCACAAUGAAACUGGUAUGAAGAAGGCAAUAGAGCCCCUCCUUCAAAUGGCUGAGCGGCAGAUCCCAAGACGCGCACACAAGCACACUCCUGUUUUUCUAUAUGCCACAGCUGGUGUCCGCAAGCUACCCACUGCAGAUUCAGAGUGGCUUAUGGAUAAGGCUUGGGAUGUUCUGAAGAAUUCAUCAUUUUCUUGUAGUAGAGACAGAGUUAAGAUCAUCAGUGGCAUGGAAGAAGCUUAUUAUGGAUGGGUAGCUCUUAACCACCACCUGAACAUGCUUGGCACUGCAUCUUCUGCUUCUGAAAUGACUUAUGGUUCACUUGAUUUAGGCGGAUCAUCAUUACAGGUGACAUUUGAGACUGACAAAGCCGUCCAAGGUGACACAGGUGUUGGUCUGACCAUUGGUUCUGUCAAUCAUCAACUUAGUGCUUAUUCUCUUUCUGGUUAUGGAUUAAAUGAUGCAUUCGAUAAAUCUGUGGCACAUCUGGUGAAGAUGCUGGGAGGAACAGCUGGUAAUGGCAAAGUUCAGGUCAAACAUCCUUGUCUACAAACUGGAUACAGGGAAGAUUAUGUUUGUUCUUACUGCCAGCCACUCAAACAAGAUGGAAGUCCCAGUGUUUCAGCAAAGACAACAGGAAAAGAGAAGCAGGGAACAGCUGUUGAACUCAUCGGGGCUCCUCAGUGGAAAGAAUGUAGUGAUCUUGCAAAAGUAACAGUGAAUCUUUCAGAGUGGUCCAAUUCAAGUUCUGGAUUUGAUUGCAACCUUCAACCCUGUGCUCUUGCCAAUACCUUUCCACAUCCACAUGGGCAGUUUUAUGCAAUGUCUGGUUUCUAUGUGGUCUUCAAAUUUUUCAAUUUGACUCCUGAUGCUACUCUCGUUGACGUUCUAAAAAGAGGUCAGGAAUUUUGUGAAAAACCAUGGGAUGUUGCAAGGAGUAGUGUUCCACCACAGCCUUUCAUAGAGCAGUACUGCUUCAGGGCUCCUUAUAUUACGUCACUUCUGAGAGAGGGACUGCAGAUCAAAGAUAACCAAGUGAUAAUUGGUUCAGGUAGUAUCACUUGGACUCUUGGUGUUGCUUUGCUAGAGGCUGGGCAGGCACUGUCAAGGAUGGAUAUUCAAGGAUACAUUUUACUGCACCGGGAGAUAAAUCCAAAUAUUCUUAUUGUAUUGUUUCUGAUUUCAAUCGUGUUGGUCAUAUGUGCAAUAUUGUGUGUUAGCAAUUCCAUCCCAAGGUCAUUCCGCAAAUCCUAUUUGCCGCUUUUUAGGCCGAACAGCGGAGGUAGUUCUGCGCUUGGUAUGGGAUCGCCUUUCAGAUUCCAUUUAUGGAGACAUAUUAAUUCAGGUGAUGGGAGAACAAAGACACCAUUGAGCCCUACUGUCGCUGGGUCAGAGCCCCAUCCAUUCAGCAUGACUCAUGGAUUAGGAGGCAGCAGCGUCCAGCUUAUGGAAUCUUCCAGGCAAUCUUUGGGUGUAUAUCAUAGCUAUUCAGUUGGGAGCUUGGGUCAGAUGCAGUUUUCUAGUGGAUUACGGAACCCUACCAGAGGUCAGACAACACUUCAGAGCCGGAGAUCCCAAUCGAGAGAAGAUCUCACGUCUUCGUUAGCUGAUCUUCAUAUUCCAAAGGUGUAGAGCAUUACAUUUCAGGAUGGCAUGACUAGUAUGUGAUCCCAUGCCAUAACAGACUCCAUGUAAAUAAUAGCUCCAGACUGCUUGAUUUCUUCUUGUCUAGCCAGAAGGCAAUUUUGUCGGCACACUGACAAUUCAAAGGUUUAGGAUUCACAAAAUUUAAAGUAUAUGACUUGGUGCCUCGUGGACAUGAUACAUCCAUCCCCUACAAUGCAAUAGAAUCAUGCCAUAAAGAAAGAUGGUCUUGCAAGCAGCUGGGUGUUGUACCAGAAGAAAUGUUACAUGGUUUGCCGAUGCGAUUGGCCAUGGCCUGCAAGGUCACCACUCACCAGCUCAGUUCUUUGGCCCCAAACAUCAAGGCUACCAGAUCAUGAUAUUGCUGCAACCAUCCGGGACUCAUAUACUCUUCAAAGGUUCUUAAUUAUUACAGUAUUAUUUUAGUUUUAUACACAUAAUAAAGAUAGCUAUGUUCUUGCGUACUAUCAUUGAUGUAUCAUCUUGUCAGCCUUCUCCUCUUUUCCUUGUAACACCAUUUGGUACGCAAUCUUGGAUGUCAAAUGGAAAUUGAGCUCAUCGAUCCGUAAUUUGAUUGCCCUUAUUUAGAUGGAAAUUGGGACCAUCGAUCA
Triticum dicoccoides is the source of this 3239-nucleotide messenger RNA. RefSeq names its product probable apyrase 7. Gene Ontology annotation, cellular component: membrane. Lineage: Eukaryota; Viridiplantae; Streptophyta; Magnoliopsida; Poales; Poaceae. The record is from RefSeq and is a predicted model, not a curated record. Bases 496 to 2616 code for a protein of 706 amino acids. Gene Ontology annotation, molecular function: nucleoside diphosphate phosphatase activity. The transcript has 3 exons. Gene Ontology annotation, biological process: nucleoside diphosphate catabolic process.